Molecule: messenger RNA, 1470 nt
Organism: Aplosporella prunicola CBS 121167
Lineage: Eukaryota; Fungi; Ascomycota; Dothideomycetes; Botryosphaeriales; Aplosporellaceae
Product: glycoside hydrolase family 16 protein
Exons: 2
Coding region: 293-1309 (338 amino acids)
Biological process (GO): carbohydrate metabolic process; fungal-type cell wall organization
Cellular component (GO): fungal-type cell wall
Molecular function (GO): glycosyltransferase activity; hydrolase activity, hydrolyzing O-glycosyl compounds
Source: RefSeq, a predicted model, not a curated record
GGAGACAGGCAUCGUCGUUUACAAGCGUGCUGGCUGUGCACAAUCACCGCACUGCGGUUGGGUUUCCCAGCCUCCCCAAUUGCAAUGGUAAAAUGGAGGCUCUGGGCCUUGAGGCUCUUCUGCUUUCACUACUACUCCUGCACUACUGCAGUCUUCUGCGCUUGUACAUAUCCGCCUGAACCCUGACUUUAACCCGUUUCUAUAUUUUUUUUUUGAUUCGCUCUUUGUUUACCGUUGCGUUGCCGCCGUUUCCCUUUUUGAUACCCCGACGGCUUCUUGGAUAUUCGUCACCAUGCGCGUUGGCAGCGGAGUCGUUCUCAGCUUGUUAUCUUCUUUCCUGCCGCUUGCUUUUGCGCAGACACACUCGGACUGCAAUCCUCUGGAGAAGUCAUCAUGUCCCUCAGACACCGGCCUGAACGCCAAAAGCAUCAAGACCGACUUUACACAAGGCGCCAGCGAUGAUUGGAAAGUCACAGCCGGAGAGAUCAGCUACGGGUCGCAAGGAGCAGAAUUCACCAUCUCGGAGUCCGGGCAAGCACCGACGAUCGCGACGAACUUCUACUUCCUGUUCGGGCAAAUGUCGAUUAUGAUGCGGGCAGCGCCAGGGACGGGCAUCAUCAGCAGCGUGGUGAUGGAGUCAGACGACCUGGACGAGAUCGACCUGGAGUGGCUGGGCGGCAACAACGCCGAGGUCGAGAGCAACUACUUCGGCAAGGGCAACACGUCGACGUACGACCGGGCCGUGUACCACGGCAUGCCCGACACGCAGAACCGCAUGCACAACUACACGAUUGUCUGGACCAGCUCCUUCACCACCUGGUACCUGGACGGCACUGCCGUGCGCACCCUCAACUACCAGGACGCCGUCGCCGGCCAGAAUUACCCCCAGACCCCCAUGAAUCUGCGCAUUGGCACCUGGGCCGGCGGCGACAAGAACAACGACGAGGGCACCAUUGGCUGGGCCGGCGGCGUCACGAACUACAACGACGGCCCCUUCACCAUGUACGUCGAGAGCGUCGAAAUCAUCAACUACAGCCCCGCAGAGAGCUACAGCUAUGGCGACAACAGCGGCGCCUGGAGGAGCAUCGAUCUUGAGGGUGGCGAGGUCAACAGCAACCAGGAUGGCGCCUACGCUUCCCCCACCACCAGUAACACGGCUACUACGAGCACGAGGGCCGGCAUGUGGUGGACCGAGAGCGCUGCGGCGGUGCAGAAGGCCGCCGGUGGCGCGUAUAUGGAGAGCGCGAAUGCAGGCAGGUGUUUGGUUGUUGCUGUGGUGGGUGUCGUGGCGGGAUUGAUGUUGUUUUAAUGAGGCAUGACGAGCUUAUAUAUGACUUAAUGACCUACUAAUAUGUAUUUUUAUGACCAUUGGGGUUCCUAUGUUUUCGCAUUGUGAAGUCGCGAUCGUUGGAAACUCCUGACAAGUUAGACUAGAUUUAGCUUGAAGAACGCAAUUGAUCAGCUAGCUGG